Messenger RNA from Acanthisitta chloris (rifleman), 517 nucleotides. Its product is annotated as transcription factor Sp1-like. The record is from RefSeq and is a predicted model, not a curated record. Gene Ontology annotation, molecular function: RNA polymerase II cis-regulatory region sequence-specific DNA binding; DNA-binding transcription factor activity, RNA polymerase II-specific. Gene Ontology annotation, biological process: regulation of transcription by RNA polymerase II. NCBI's taxonomy places the organism in Eukaryota, Metazoa, Chordata, Aves, Passeriformes, Acanthisittidae. The transcript is spliced from 2 exons. The annotation marks the transcript as partial.
GAGCUCGUCUGACCCCGGGAAGAAGAAGCAGCACAUCUGCCACAUUCCUGGCUGUGGGAAGGUGUACGGGAAGACGUCCCACCUGCGGGCACACCUCCGGUGGCACACGGGCGAGAGACCCUUCAUCUGCACCUGGAUGCUCUGCGGGAAACGCUUCACGCGCAGCGACGAGCUCCAGCGGCACAAGCGCAAGCACACAGGAGAGAAGAAAUUCGCCUGCCCGGAAUGUCCCAAACGCUUCAUGCGCAGCGAUCACCUCUCCAAACACAUCAAGACCCACCAGAACAAGAAGGGAGGUACCACCAACGUGGCCAUGAACGUCUCGGCCGUCCCCAUAGACACUGGGACGGCCACGGAGGGCAACGGUGGGGCCACCCCGUCCACCCUCAUCGCCACCAACAUGGUGGCCAUGGAAGCCAUUUGCCCCGAGGGCAUCGCCCGCUUGGCCAGCAGCGGCAUCAACGUCAUGCAGGUGGCAGAUCUUCAGUCCAUCAACAUCAGCGGCAACGGCUUCUGA